AUCGACUCAGAAGUAAGAGGUACUGCCUCUUUACUGUAAGUUUUGGAAGCCAUUAACAAUCUUUUAAGGCUUCCAGCUAAACUACUCUGAAGUUCUUGAGAAUGAAGCGAAAGUUUUUCGUCGCAGGUAAUUGGAAAAUGAAUGGCAGCACGUCAUUCAAUGAGGAUUUAAUUAAUUUUUUCAAUCAGGCCGAAAUUAGAGACCAAAAUGUUGAAAUUGGCGUCGCCGUUCCCUCAGUUUAUUUGUCUAACAUCGUAAAUAAUUUACGAAAGGAUUGGUUUGUUGCGGCACAAAACUGUUUUAAAAAUGAAAAGGGUGCUUAUACUGGAGAAAUAUCUUGUCAUAUGCUUAAAGAUAUAGGAGUUAAUUGGUCCAUUAUAGGUCAUUCUGAGAGACGGAUAAUAUUUAACGAGAGCGAUGAGUUAGUAGGCGAAAAAUGCGAAUACCUCCUUAGUCAAGGUAUGAAAGUCAUACUGUGUGUAGGCGAGUUGCGCUCGGAAAGAGAGUCCGGUGAAACCAAACAAGUAUGUUUAAGGCAGCUUAAAGCCGCAACAGAAAAACUAAAGGAUUGGUCUAAUCUUGUCAUUGCUUAUGAGCCUGUCUGGGCGAUAGGCACUGGAAAAGUCGCCACCCCAGAAGAGGCUCAGGAAGUGCAUAAGGUGAUUCGGGAGUGGCUAAGAACUAGCGUCUCGGCAACCGUAGCAGAAAGCAUGAGUAUCGUGUACGGCGGCUCUGUUAAAGCGGAAAACUGUGUAGAUCUAGGAAAAAUGGAAGACAUUGACGGUUUUCUCGUAGGCGGAGCUUCUAUAAACAAGCGGGAGUUUAUUGAAAUAUGCAACUCGCAAGUUCUCUGAGCGCAGCAAACUCGAUCGCUGUUUAGCCUUAUUAUACAAUGCAAAUAAACUCCUUAUAGUAACGCACAGAGGGUUCUCUUUUGUGCAUUGUUGUUAUGGGCCUUCAAAUUAUUCGAUAGUUU
Messenger RNA from Zophobas morio, 976 nucleotides. RefSeq lists its product as uncharacterized. The coding region runs from base 102 to 854 and encodes 250 amino acids. Gene Ontology annotation, cellular component: cytosol. The record is from RefSeq and is a predicted model, not a curated record. NCBI's taxonomy places the organism in Eukaryota, Metazoa, Arthropoda, Insecta, Coleoptera, Tenebrionidae. Gene Ontology annotation, biological process: gluconeogenesis; glycolytic process; glyceraldehyde-3-phosphate biosynthetic process. Gene Ontology annotation, molecular function: triose-phosphate isomerase activity. The transcript has 9 exons.